This is a messenger RNA of Opisthorchis viverrini, 252 nucleotides long. RefSeq lists its product as hypothetical. The record is from RefSeq and is a predicted model, not a curated record. NCBI's taxonomy places the organism in Eukaryota, Metazoa, Platyhelminthes, Trematoda, Opisthorchiida, Opisthorchiidae. The transcript has a single exon. The coding region runs from base 1 to 252 and encodes 83 amino acids.
AUGGUCAUCCAUAAAGAUAGAACUCAAUACCUGACACUAACUAACGAGUUGGACUUCCUUGAUUGGCUGAAGGACGCCAAACCUAACCAAUUGAAAGCUGUCUCUCAUUAUCCGUUUCCUUCGUGGCCCGAUGUAACUCUGAAAGCUGCACUGAAAGCGAAUAGUCAGAACAACCUUGCAGCGUUAGUGGAUGUGGAAAAACCCCUAAGACAGUUUGAAUUCGUGCAGCAAGAUCAACAAAAAACGCGUUGA